AUGGACGCGAAUAGCCAGUUCCGAAAAAUUAUCCAGGAAAUGCGGGCGGAGAUCAGCAAGCUGAAGAAAGAGAAUCAAUUCCUCCGGAUGACGCUGACUUCAAGCAGUCUGAGAACCUCAGGCGGCCCAUGCAGAGAAUCGGGAGAUCAAAGGGAAGAGGAAGUCACAGACCCCGGCGACCUCGGGAAAACAUCUGAAAAAUCUCCAGCAACCCUCUACAGUGGUGUUUCCACCGAUGCGGCACCAGCUGGGCACGAACAUCAAGGCAACGUCAUGAUUGUGAGACGCUAUUCCAUUUCUUCACCAGUUCAUUCAUUUGCUGCACGUGACCUCUGGAAAGCUGGGGAAAGACACCCAAAGAGUGGAAUUCUAGACGCUCGGGGAAGAGUUAAGCCCCUGGCGUGUUCUUCAAUAAAGAAGGAGGACAAGGAAGAAGGGAUGUUGGCAGCUGAUUCUUUGACCAACAGUAGUUCCAACGGAAGAGCUUUUCCUGAGCAUGGUUUUGGUAACGUAACCAGAGACAAGAUGAAGACAGUCAGUUUCCUGUUACCUGUGGAUGUGUCUUCAUAUUCCAAAAAUUCAAGUUCUUUGAAAUGCUCACAAAACCAGACCACCAACCAACUAAGUACCAUCGCAGAAUAG
Messenger RNA from Leopardus geoffroyi (Geoffroy's cat), 642 nucleotides. RefSeq names its product coiled-coil domain containing 195 (gene CCDC195). The transcript has 3 exons. NCBI's taxonomy places the organism in Eukaryota, Metazoa, Chordata, Mammalia, Carnivora, Felidae. The coding region runs from base 1 to 642 and encodes 213 amino acids. The record is from RefSeq and is a predicted model, not a curated record.